AUGAGGCAAGGUCAUGCGAGAGUCCCAGAUGGUUUCCUGUUCUCUGGAAUAUACAAGGUAGGCCUUCAGGUCUCCAGUGCACAAGGUCCCCACGCCUUGUCCAAGCCCCAUAACCUCCUCGGUUCUUUGAUCAGACUUGGAGAGAGGAUCUUUCGUUCCUGCCUGCAAGCUGUAGUCUCUCCCAGCCUCUCUCAUCAGAAAUACCUUGUCGCCUCUUGGGGCCCUCAAUGGAAUGGGGCUCCCAUCUGCUGCUCCCAGACAGGGAAGCAGGUACAGUUGCUCCUGAGGCUGCAGUCACAUCUUCUCCAGCACUUUCCUCCUCCCCCACCUCUCCUCGACCCUGGGAAAGUCAGGAAAACCUCCUCUUCAUGCACCCUCAGUAACCCAGAGCCCACUGCUCUAACUGCAGAGGAGCCGGUGAGAGAAGAAAGCAUCACAGAGCAGCACGGGCCUGCCCUGGACCCUCUCCUGGGAUCUUUCACUCAGGUCAAAGGCAAAGAAAUGGAGCUCAGGUCACAGAUGCAGGGAGAAUGCCAGUCGUCAUCCAAAGCCCUGACCUGCAGCAGCUUCUUCUGGAUGAUACCCCCUCGCCUUUGUGAAAACUCCCGAAUGCAUUGCGGUCACUGCUGUGCAACGGGGUUGCCAGUUGAGAGUGCGGUCACGGAGCAGGCAAGCAAAGUCUGGACCGUGGCAGUCACAGCGCCCUCCUCCAAGCCCCGGGGGAACAACAACAAUGCAGAUGGUCGGGCCCUCUAGCCUCCAGGUGUACACGCUGAUUUCCCAGCCCAGCAGGCUCCUCCUUGGGGCUUCUGGCGGUGAAGUCAAACUGAAGUCGAUUAAUUAAACACUGUAUUGAUUGCAGGUGCUCUGGGGGUUUCUAAAAGGGCUAGCUCCCUGAAGUAGCUUCUCUUGAGUUAGUAGCUCAUCUUCCCCUUUGCAAGUGUGACACUGAGAACUUGGUCACAGUCCUCCCACACACCCACCCUGAUGUCGGCUCCCGCUUCCUUGAAAAUCCUACUUCUUGCCUUUCCCAAAAGACAGUCACGGCAAGGAAAGAGAGAGGCCUGCUGGUUUCCAGGUCAUGUUGAUUUAACACUUCGUCAUUGAUGCAUCCUGGCUGUCUCACUUGUAGAUUUUCAUUUUUACAUCCUGCUAAAUACCUUGCAGGGGUGUCGUCUCUCUUCAUUAGUGAAUGUUAGCGAAGCACGUUAGAGAGGGAAGUGCUGUGUCAGUGCUAAAUGUGACCCAUCAGGGAUCCUCAUGCUCUCCUUUGUCUGCACAGGGCUUUUUAGUAGCACACUAACCAUGAGAGGGAUUUGCACUUGGCAAAAAACUUGGGUAGUCUCCGCUGGAUUGCAGAUCACUGGAACGCAGGUUCUUGGUGCAGGAGCAAUUGCACAGGGCAUUUUGCAUCACCACACCUUCUGUCCCGGAUGUAACAGAGUUUUCUCUGUUGAUUCAGAGUGCUGUGAUCUGAUGAGGGCUGAGGAAAGACUAUUUCCUGUGAAUUGUGCUGCUUUCGUGGUAGACCCUUAACCUUCCGGGUACGUAGUGAGAAAUCCAUGGCUGGGUUUUGUUUGUUUCCUUUUUUUGUUCACUGAGAGGGUUACUGAAACAAUUGAACUGUGUUUCCAAUGUGUCUAGAGUAGGAAAAGACUGGUUUGAAAUUACAGCAUGUGAAAUUAAGUGUUGGGUAAUAUUUCACUAAGAAAGAAUUUAAAUACUGCUUUCAUUUGCUUUUGUUAACAUACUCAGUAAAUCUGAGUUUAUAAAAUGUCUACAUAGAGGAUCAGGUCCAGAAUCCUUAUUAAGCUGUUUUAUUUCAGCAGCCCAUCUCUGCAAACAAAAAUAAUGUUUUCUUGUAGAAUACUGAAGGGUUUCCAUUCUUUAUUGUUUUCUAAUUCUCAGGUAUUAACCAGGUGGAUAUUUAAAACAAGAAACCUGGGGCAGGCAUGAUGGCUCCUGCUGCUUAGGAUGCCAGCAUACUAUAUUAGAGGGACAGUUCAAGUCCCAGCACCUGCGCUUCUGGUCCAACUUCCUGCUAAUGCAUCCUGGGUUGGCCCCUGGCACCCUUGGAAGAGAUCUGGAUGGAGUUCCUGGCUCCUGGCUUCACCCUGGCCCAGCCCCGGCUGUUGCCAGCAUUUGGGGAGUGAACACAAAUGGAAGUGGAUGGAAAGUCUUUCUGUCUUUCUCCCUCUGCCACUCUACCUUUCAACUAGAUGAAAACAAAUUUUCUAAAAAAUAAAAAACUGCUUAAAACAAAGCAGAUAAAGUUGCAAGUUUCUAUUUUGCUUAACAGUGAGGGUUUAUGAAAAACAUGACUUUUUUGUUAAAUUUUUAUAGAAACAAAAAAUAAACUAUAAUUCGCAGCCUGAAACUCACUUGAUAUUUCUUUGCAAAUCCACACAGUGGCUGUUAACUGCAAAUAAUUACAAUAGUGUUGCUAAAUCCAGACUUCAUUGUAAGAACACGGCUUAUCAUCCUUUAUCUUCAUUUUCAGUGUAAGAAAAUCCUCCAUUUAUUUUUAAUAAUCAAAAUUCCUCAAGACUCCAGCAGGAUCCUCAGUCAAUGCAAAUUUGCCUAGUUCAUCUUCUUCCACUCAACUUGUUUUUCUAUAAUUAGGUGCAGCUGUCACCAGGGAGCCACGUUCUUGUGGGCAGGUAGCUAUGGGUACAGCAGGCAGGCUUCAGUCAAACAUUUCCCUUAAAAACAUCUCUCCACGUUUCUCCUCAUUUCCAGUGUGACUGGUUCUGUAAAGAAGAAUUUGUUUGCUACCUGGCAGGUGUCUCGCUUGUCACUGUUGACCCUCAUCCCUCCCUUACAGCUCCUUCUUCAGGUUCAUUUAGUGAGAGACAUAAAUGCAUCUCUAAAGAAUGUCUCAUCGGGCCAACUUUUAGCCUGCAUACAUGAUAUUUCUCUUUAUAGCUUCCAUAUUUUUAUCAAGACAUAUCCUCAUUUCAAAAUGUAGUUAUAACACUGCUAAAAACUUGGCAAGACCGUAUGAUAAGUAUAAUGACAAGACAAGCUUCAGAAUAAUAGAGUAAACACCUUCCACGUCCUCCCCUGUAUAUGUAUAAUCUUUACAUUGCCUUUCUCUUCAGUGUUUGAUAGAAAUAGGACAAACGGAGGUGUUUUUCCUACUUCACACGCAGGUAACCCGAUCCUUCAAGCCCUGUCACCAGAAUGUGUGGGCAUUUCACCUCACCCACAGCCAAUCAGUUCCCCAGCUGUCACUGCCUGGGAGCCCACAGUUUAACUCCAUUCCGACUCUGCCCACCUGGUAACAGCGUCAGAUCCCACAGGUUAAGGGCUGUGUCCCACAAGACCGCGCCCUCUCCCCUCCCCCCAUCAGAUGCCCAUGCAAAGGCCCAGGUUAUGACCUGUGCUUCUGGCCAACUGGCCAUGAGUCAGGGAUCCCACAGCCCCUCCCCGGGUUCCGUGGAUGUGCUGAGCCACACACAGAAGCCAGGGGAACGCUUCCUUCCAUUCGCCGGUUUGUUAUAAAUCAUGUAGCACAUACCACAGAG
This is a messenger RNA of Oryctolagus cuniculus (rabbit), 3527 nucleotides long. The record is from RefSeq and is a predicted model, not a curated record. NCBI's taxonomy places the organism in Eukaryota, Metazoa, Chordata, Mammalia, Lagomorpha, Leporidae.